AUGCACGCAAAUCACCGCGUGAUUAUCAUAUUCCCUUACUGUUCAUUUCGUAAUCGUCCUACCUGGUCGAGGACGAAAAAAAUGGCUCAAACUUUUCGCGUGGAAUAUUUGAAAAAAGACCUGAUGAAAUUGGAGCCAUAUUAUGCGGAUGAAAUCAUACCGUAUGUCGUAGAACGAAACCGGAACAAACCAAAAGGUAUUGGCCGCCUCGGUGCUUCCCCGACACAUCUGGGAAUGGGGAAAAUUCGAGUUAAAACAUCGUUAGGCAAAUACGCUGUAGAUUUUUUGAACAAGGCAACUGUACACGGAUUAAAUCACCUCGUUGCACCCCACAGACACUUCUUUGAAAGAAUUUUGACAGUUCUCUUCAUCGGUGCUGCCCUUGGUUGUUUGGUUGCAACUUCGCUCUAUUCUUGGUACCAAUACCAACAUAAUCCUACAGCUAUGGUUCUGCAGUUUGAUUAUCAAAAUUUCAACAUCACAAAACCAGCGAUCACUGUAUGCCUCGACGAAGCAGUUGCCAUGGAAAAGUUCCCCAAAGCCUUCAAAAAACACGGAGUCGCAGACACACCUCAGGCAAGGGCCUUUUUCCUUUUCAUUUCAAAUCCAAAUUACUUGACGCUGAAUCAAACUCCGAUGUACACCGGAACACCAUCCAAUAAAUGGAUGGAAAUUGUUCGGGACUUGUACUUUGACCUGGAGCCAAACAAAUGCAACUUAGCGAAUUGCCAAGAUACUUAUUUAACGGAUAUUGUAACCGAAAGGGGUAUGUGCACGACAUUGUUCGGGGCAUACAGUAAUUAUUCAUCUCUAGAUUAUUGGCUAGCCGAUAACUGGACAAUAUUUCCUGAUAGAACCGUGCCCGUCUACCAAUACAUUCAUCGGAAUGACAGGAUUAACUUAAAGCAAAUUCCAAGACCGUACAAAAUGAGCCUUCACCACCCUAGAACGUUGCCAACAUUCAAGAGCUGGUGGAGUCAGUUCACCAAGAUAGAGAUGAUAGAUAUGAAAAUAAGUGUCAAAGAAACGGACAGUUCUGAUACACUAAGAGAACUGAGUCCGGGGCAACGACCAUGUAAUUUUCCAGAGGAUGCCAGCCUUCGGAUGUGGCCACUAUAUACGAGAAACAUGUGCACUCUGGAAUGCAGGUAUAAUUUGAUCAAAAAGAAAUGUGGGUGUUAUCCACAUUUUGCAAGACCGAUGCCGGGGACUCCAACUUGUAAUGUGACGCAAUUACACUGCAUUGGAAAUAAUUCCCUGCAGAUAAUUUCGUUGAAGCUCGAUGGAGUCAAUCUUUGCUCAUGCCCGGAGGACUGUAAUACGUCCCAUUACGAAAAAGUUUACUCGAACGAAGUCAACCUGGGCCAAGCAAGCAUAACGUUAAUGGAUAGACCGGUGAACAUUGAUGUGGAAUUUCCCUUUGUCAAAUUACAGUACCAAAUCUUCUUUGGGUUCAACGACUUUUUGGUUUCAGUCGGAGGAGCAGCUGGGCUAUUUCUUGGUGCCAGCAUAAUAUCCUUCAUCGAAAUUCUCUACUACAUUACACUGCGGCUCUUCUGUUACAGCACUAGUAUUCGUAAAUACAGAACCGAGUAAUUCACUCUUUAA
This is a messenger RNA of Athalia rosae (coleseed sawfly), 1608 nucleotides long. Its product is annotated as pickpocket protein 11-like. Bases 1 to 1596 code for a protein of 531 amino acids. Gene Ontology annotation, molecular function: ligand-gated sodium channel activity. Gene Ontology annotation, biological process: sodium ion transmembrane transport. Lineage: Eukaryota; Metazoa; Arthropoda; Insecta; Hymenoptera; Athaliidae. Gene Ontology annotation, cellular component: membrane. The transcript has 8 exons. The record is from RefSeq and is a predicted model, not a curated record.